Messenger RNA from Cebus imitator (Panamanian white-faced capuchin), 4426 nucleotides. RefSeq names its product phosphatidylinositol glycan anchor biosynthesis class V (gene PIGV). Gene Ontology annotation, cellular component: mannosyltransferase complex; endoplasmic reticulum membrane. Gene Ontology annotation, molecular function: alpha-1,6-mannosyltransferase activity; GPI mannosyltransferase activity. The transcript has 4 exons. Lineage: Eukaryota; Metazoa; Chordata; Mammalia; Primates; Cebidae. Bases 2400 to 3881 code for a protein of 493 amino acids. The record is from RefSeq and is a predicted model, not a curated record. Gene Ontology annotation, biological process: GPI anchor biosynthetic process.
GUCAAUGAUUAGUCCCCAGAAGGGACUGUUUCCAAAAGGAGCCGACCAGAAACGGGCUGCGGACACGGCUGGGCUGACAGAAGGCGGCCCACGAGGCCUUUGGCUCUAAGGACCCUGGGUUAGAGCGACUUCUCUAGCCCACGCAGUGGGUGUUGGUCUUACUCAGAGAGUCCAGAGUUGCAGUUCAGCAGGAUGUCCCAAAUUCUCAGAUAGGGCCCAGCUACCCUAAGCAUAGCCAGAAAGGGCAGGCUCUGGUAUGGAAGUACUGGGCUAGGCGUUUGGGUGACCUGGGUCAUAAUCCUGGCUCUGAAAGGGCGCAUACUCAUUGGCGAGGGAUGCAGGCUGUUACCGUCAGGUUUAAGAAGCAAAAAACAUGACAGCCUCUUUAAGUAUCCCUGCGUGCGUCACUUGACCCCAGUGAGCCUCAGUUAAAAUGAGCCUCCAUAAAAUGGUGAUGGUAAUUAUACUGGCCUCAUAGUGUCUGAUGAGAUCUCUGGGGCUUGUUUGUCUCACGGGAAAAUGUUUAAAGAGUGAAACUAGUUGAUCUGUAAGUGUCCUCCCAGUUAAGAGUCCGUGAUUUGGCAAAGGGGUUGUUGGGAAGUGAGGUUAGCAAUUAGCUGAGAGGAAGAAUUGACUGGCUUUGUUUUUACUUGGUUUACCUGUAAGCAGAGUGUGGGCUACACAUCUGUAGUCUCUGAGGCUAGAGUCUGACUCCGAGAGAGGAAAGGAAGAAUGCAAACAUGGUCAAGUGGCAUAGGUGGGUUAAGUGCUUUUCUGUUCCCAAGUUAUCUUCUGCGUGCCAGUGUGAAGCCAAGGAAGGGAAAAAAAAAAGUGAAUUCACCCGUAGGACAGGGAAGGAGUAGCCGUGUGAGGUUGGGUGUGCCUAUUUACGUGAUUUCUCUCGAUUCAGCGAGUCAUAUGUUGGAAACGUUGGGUAGAUUCAAGAACGACCGCUCCUCUCUGGGGCUUUCAGAAACUUGUCUUUGAACUGAAUUUUCGUGAGCCAACCGGUGUGGAAUUGGGGGCCCCUCCCUUCCUCCAGGCCUCCUGGCGAUGGAGUAGGCAGCAGGCGCCCCCUUGUGCCGAGGAAAGAGUACUGUUGCCAUUGGCCAACUUGGCUCCCUUUCUGGGAAAAUUUUAUUUUCCUGUGGCUUCUGUGACUUUGUCGUCUUGCUCUUGACAUGAGAUUUGAUGGGAAGAAUACGUGGGUCAGUGAUUUCAUAUCUAGAGUCAGUGAACUGCUGAUGCUGUAUCCGGUCCCUACCACUUCGAUUCAUUCAGAACACAAGUUUAAGAUGCCUGUUUGUGUUCUAGGCCCUGGGAUAUAGUUGUGAUAAAAAGCCUCUGCCCUUAGCAACUUAAGCAAUAGCAAUAAAGGAAAUAGGGCAGAAUGUAGCGAGAGCAUAGCACACUGGCUAGUGAGGAUCAGAGAAUUUCAGAAACAAGUGAUAACUACAAGUUUGGUUGGUAUUUGCCAGAUAAGAAAGAGUCUUCCAGCCCUCAAAUUUUUCAGAUCAAAUUUUUUUUUCUUUUAGGCAUAGUUCUUCACUUCAAAUUGAUGAGCUGCCUCUGAUGCUUUUGCUUCCCUUUUGAAUUUCUCAGGCUGGUGUUUGAAAGUUCUUAAGGAGCCAUUAUGACUUCUUUUAGCCUAAGGAAUUGUAAAAGAUGCUUUAAAGUGCGUUCCUUGCCUCUGAGUGGCUUUGCAGUUGUUUAUACAUUGCUACCAUCCCAACAAAGAGAUGGAAAAUAACAGUUUUCCUCAUCCCUGGUAGUCUACUCUGUUUCAGCAGUGUGAGCUGGCUGAGGUCCUGCUGAGUGGUGGUUUUCUUUUCCUUUCCCACUUAACAGACCAGCUGAACACACAUCAGAGAGCUAAGCUACAGUGUGUAGUCAUUAUGGUCUUCCAGUAUGGUUUUAUGCCCCACUUUGGGGACUCUGGUUUGGGACCUCGUUUAUUAUUCUGGGCAAGAGGAAAAGGGCACACACCAAAUAAUAACAACCACAACAUAGAUUUGAGUAGAACUUCACACUUUGGUCUGUUUCACCAUCAUGACAAUUUUGUGAGAUAGACAAAAAAAAAGUUUGCUCCCAUUUUUUAUAUAAAGAACUGAGGCUCAGAGAGACUAAUAAGAACUUGUAAGCAACGGAGUCAGGACUUGAACCCAGAUCUUUUGCUCCUGCAGAGGUGCAUUCAAGAGGCUUUAAAAGAUUUUCUGUGACCUUGGCUUUCCAGCUACCUGCUUAUCUGUAUGGAACUUUCCCAAUGAGAAUUCGGUGCUUCAGAGUGACACCUGCGAAACCCAUUUACUGUCAAGAUGCUUUCCCCUCAUCUGGGAAGUUAGAAGCCUGAGGGAGCUCAAUCCUGGUAGCAACACCCCUGAAUUCCUGGUGGUGAGAGGAUGUGGCCCCAGGAUCCAUCCCGGAAGGAGGUGCUGAGGUUUGCAGUCAGCUGCCGUAUCCUGACUCUGAUACUCCAGGCCCUCUUCAAUGCCAUCAUCCCAGAUCACCAUGCAGAAGCCUUCUCUCCUCCUCGUCUGGCCCCCUUAGGCUUUGUGGACCAACUUGUGGAAGGUCUUCUGGGUGGCCUGUCUCGCUGGGAUGCUGAACACUUCCUGUUCAUUGCCGAGCAUGGCUAUCUGUAUGAGCACAACUUUGCCUUCUUUCCUGGUUUCCCCUUGGCUCUGCUGGUGGGGACUGAACUGCUGAGACCCUUACGGGGGUUACUGAGUCUACGCAGCUGCCUGCUGAUUUCAGCCGCAUCACUCAAUUUCUUGUUCUUCAUGUUGGCUGCAGUUGCUCUUCAUGACCUGGGUUGUCUGGUUUUGCACUGUCCCCGCCAGGCCUUUUAUGCAGCUCUGCUCUUCUGUCUCAGCCCUGCCAAUGUCUUCCUGGCAGCCGGUUACUCAGAAGCUUUGUUUGCCCUCCUGACAUUCAGCGCCAUGGGGCAGCUGGAGAGGGGCCGAGUCUGGACUAGUGGACUCCUCUUUGCCAUUGCUACUGGGGUGCGCUCCAACGGGCUGGUCAAUGUUGGCUUCCUCAUGCAUUCUCAGUGCCAAGGCUUUUUCUCUUCUCUUACGAUGCUGAAUCCCCUGAGACAGCUCCUUAAGCUGAUGGCCUCUCUGUUUCUGUCAGUGUUCACACUUGGCCUUCCCUUUGCCCUCUUUCAGUAUUAUGCCUACACUCAAUUCUGUCUGCCAGGCUCAGCCCGCCCCAUUCCUGAGCCCUUGAUACAGUUAGCUGUAGACAAGGACUACCGGAUUGCAGAGGGAAAUGAACCGCCUUGGUGCUUCUGGGAUGUUCCACUAAUGUACAGCUAUAUCCAGGAUGUCUACUGGAAUGUUGGCUUUUUGAAAUACUAUGAGCUCAGGCAGGUGCCCAAUUUUCUACUGGCUACACCAGUGGCUAUACUGGUUGCCUGGGCAACUUGGACAUAUGUGACCACCCACCCUUGGCUCUGCCUUACACUUGGGCUGCAAAGGAGCAAGAACAAUAAGACCCUAAAGAAGCCCGAUCUUGGAUUCCUCAGUCCUCAGGUGUUUGUGUACCUGGUCCAUGCUGCAGUGCUGCUGCUGUUUGGAGGUCUGUGCAUGCAUGUUCAGGUUCUCACCAGGUUUUUGGGCUCCUCCACUCCUAUUGUGUACUGGUUUCCAGCUCACUUGCUUCAGGAUCAAGAGCCGCUAUUGAGGUCCUUAAAGACUGUGCCUUCGAAGCCUCUAACAGAGGACUCCCCACCAGGACAAAAGGUCCCUAGAAAUCCUAUCAUGGGACUUUUGUAUCACUGGAAAAUCUGUUCUCCAGUCACACGAUACAUUCUAGGCUACUUCCUGACUUACUGGCUCCUGGGACUACUCCUUCAUUGCAACUUCCUGCCUUGGACAUGACCGGGACUCUCCAGGGACAGGCUGAAAGCCGACUUAACCCAGGGGUCUGAAAGUAAAACUACACGUUGGAACUGCCUGUGCUGCCUUGGGAUCAUUGCUGUGUCCAUUAUAAUCUCUCUCUUUGAAAGCUGGUCGGGAAUGGGAGAAGUGUCAGCCACUAGAGAGCCCCUUCUGGUCCUGGCUAGGGCAAAUUUUAGAGUAACAAUAUUUUCUGUAACUGAAGAUUGUCUUAUUCCAAGUCUGAAGUACACCUGGAUCUGUCUAGUCAAUCAACAUAGCAGAGACAGUCUUACACCUACCACUGACCUGCGUGUAAUUUAAAUAUCAAUUAUUGAAAUGUAAAUUUCAUCAAAGCUAUUAACUGACAGGCAGCUAACAGUCCACACAAGAUGGUACAGGCCUAAACAGUGUAGUGGCAGUAGUGAAGUGGGACCAUUUUUUCUAACUGGGACAUUGUUUCUGAUGAAUUUUUUUAAUGAUUUGUGCAUUUUUAUUUAUAUGAAAAAAAUCUUACAAAGAUAUACAAAUUAAACUUCUUUCAGUUA